This is a messenger RNA of Rhinichthys klamathensis goyatoka, 2475 nucleotides long. RefSeq lists its product as uncharacterized. Gene Ontology annotation, molecular function: protein binding; cytokine receptor activity. Gene Ontology annotation, biological process: cytokine-mediated signaling pathway; production of molecular mediator involved in inflammatory response; immunoglobulin mediated immune response. The transcript has 10 exons. Gene Ontology annotation, cellular component: external side of plasma membrane; membrane. The coding region runs from base 211 to 1965 and encodes 584 amino acids. NCBI's taxonomy places the organism in Eukaryota, Metazoa, Chordata, Actinopteri, Cypriniformes, Leuciscidae. The record is from RefSeq and is a predicted model, not a curated record.
UCCAUGUUGCGUGGGCGAAGAGGGAAGCUUAUGGUAGACCAUCAUUUACACGGUUUAAACUGCUCGUCGUGUGUUGUUUUUAUGCGUCUGUGACUGACAUCAUAUGUUUAAUUUGUCUACAGAGUGGUCAGUAAAUUCGGUUUCUUUUAUUUUUACUCUGCGAACGCAGCGACGAACUGUCCUAUAGUUACAGUCAAAAGGGAGUACAGGAUGUUUUCCACAUUUCUUCUUUGUCAGAUCAUCCUCACACUCAUCUGCCAAACACUAUGUUACGAACCCACAGAGAAGGACUUGAAGUGUUUCAAUGACUAUGAGACAGAAAUGAAGUGCAGUUUCUGGUUUGACGGCCUCAUAAGUUGCUCUGGAUACAAACUCAACAUCACACAUACUGUAAUAGAUACGUUGAAAACAUGCAUCUUUGAGAGAAGUCAUCACAGUGCCAACUGUGAAUGCAAAAUUAAAGUCGAAGGGUUUGUUUUAACAGAGAUAUUCUCUACUACACUUCUGAACGGAACAAAUGUUUUAUUAAACAAAACAUUUGUGACAAUGGACUUCAUCAAACCAAAAACUCCAGUCUUAUCAGUUCAGAAGACUAAAAAUGGAGAUUUUAAUGUAACUUGGGAUGACAAGUAUGGGAAAACAUAUUUUGCAGAAAGUUUGGAAAUACAUCUGACCUAUAGGAGUGAAGGAGGAGAUGAAACCAUGUCCAGGAAUGAGCCAAACUCCCGGGGAUUCUAUGAGAUCGUGGGCAGAAAUCUCCAGCCAAACACCAACUACAUUCUGACUGCAAGAAUGAGCACAAGCUAUAACUCACACGAGAUAUUGAGUUACCAGAGCGCACCAGUUGAGUUCACCAGCUCCUCAUCUCCAAAUGAAUUACUCAGAACGAUGGUUCCGCCUCUAUGUGUUGUUUUAAUCAUCAUCAUUUGUACUAUCUUCAUCUGUGUUUUGAGGAUGAAGAUGAAUUGGUGGGACAAGAUCUCCAAGCCAAAAAUAGACGCCAAUCUUGGAGAAGAGAAGGGUCAUAUUUUGCCUCCUUCCAUUAUGGACUUCUCCUCAAUCCAUGUAGAGAUUCCAAAACUGGACUUUAAGGAGGAAAAUAAAUUGAUCUCCACAUUAUCAGUUGAUACAAACAAUGAGAAAAGUUCCCACAGUGUUGAGUCAGCAGCAGACGAUUAUGGCCAGGCUGGUUUUGAUUCUAGUAAUGACAAGGAGAAUUGCAGACGGAUCACCGUCUUAUCACGUGUCGAACAUGCCCGGGAGGAGGAUUUCAAAUCCUUUCUCUUUGCCAACAACACACCCAGCAAUCAGCAAGUCAAGAGUGUUGAUAUCAGUUCCUCAAGAGAACGCAACCGUGCAAAGAGAGAUUCGGGCAACUGCUCUGGCUCAUCGGUUUUCAGCAACAUGUCGUAUUUCGGAUCGUCCAAUGAUGAUUCAUCCUUCCUGGGUCAGCUGAGCUGUGAUCAUUCCUGUCAAUCUGACAAGAGGGACAUUUCUAGCUUUGAAAACUCCUCUAUGAGUGCUGAUGUCAGCAAGAUACAGUUUAACGUUCCCACUAAUGAUGCUUUGGAAGACGGAUAUCAGUCCUUCAACAGCGUUGUGAACCAGGGAAAUGAUGCGGAUGUUUGUUUGAACCUUUUAAAUGAUAUUGAUUCUGAUGAAAAGUUCAUUGUGAAAAAUCUCAUCACUAGUAAAAAUCCACUAUAUCCUUCUCUGUUUGUCCAUGGUGGCAGCGUCACACCAAGUGAUGGUGGGUAUCAGGCUUUUGAAGGCUUAACAAAGAGCACAGAAGGACAGUGGAGCACGAGCAUCAGAACUGAACAAGCACUUAAUGAAUGUGGAGCGCUGAAAUUCCCCCACAGCACCGGCCAAGAUCCCACAUCAUCAGAGCAGCAAAGUUUGUGGCCCUCUUCUUUGCUUUUUCCACCCACUAUUGAAAUAGACACUUCAUAUCAGUCUUUUUAGCUGCGCUGUACAUAACUGAAGCACUGAAAAAUUUUUAUAUGUAACAUACAAAGUUACAAAGCAACAGUUACAAAGAAAUAUGACCAGUAUGAGAUCUAUGCAAAUGUUCAUUGUUUAUGUAGACUCAAAGCCAAGACCUUGCAUUUAGGUUUCACUGUUUCUACAUGAAGACUUUGAACAGUGCCUUAAAUGCUCGAAGAGGUUAUGCAUGAUUAUUCUUGAUGUUCAUUUUUCUUUAUUAUUGGUCACAAUUACACACGCAAUGUUAAAUGCGACACUGAGUCACAUUUGCAAAUGCAAAUUUUAAAGGCAUGAUAACAAGGCCAAGACGGUUCUUAUCAUUCUGUGCUGUUAAAACAAAUGAUAGAUAUUUGCUUAUUCAUUUCUACAGUUGCAAUGAAUCAUUCCUUUGAAAGUAUCACCAGUAAUAGGAAACUUUAGUUUUAAUAACUACAUGUUUGCAUAUAAUUUUGGACAUAGAAACAAUAAGAAGCACUGUGCCUUAAAUAC